AUGAAGGGAUUCAAAUUUUGGAAUCAGCUUGCGAAGUUAGAUUCCCAUGUUGGAGGAGUUAAUAAUGCUGAUUACCAAGCUGUCAAGAAGAGUGAAGAUCUACUGAAGGAAAAGCAAUACAUUCGAAGUGUUUUGGUUAAGCAAUCAAAUAAAGAUAAAUUUGAAUAUCGGGUUCAAUUAAAUGAAAUAGUUGAUUGCAUAAGAUUCCUUUUAUGCCGGGGAUUAGUUUUUCGUGGUCACGAUGAAUCUCAAGGUUUAAGUGAUAAAGAAAAUUUCCUUGAGCUUCUACAAUUUUUGGGGGAUCACAAUGAAUCUAUCAAUGAAGUGUUGCAAAACGCUCUGAAAAAUUGCAAGCUUACCCACUCUGAUAUUCAAAAAGACAUUGUGAAUGCAAUUGCACGUGAAACAUCCAAAGUCAUCAUCAAGGAUCUUGACAAUGGGUUCUUUUCAAUAUUAGUUGAUGAGUCACGUGAUAUCUCAGUGAAAGAACAAAUGAGCCUCGUUCUUCGUUAUGUGAACAAAAAAAGAAUUAUUAUAGAGCGGAUCCUUGGUGUUGUACAUGUAGCAAGUACCACUGCUUUGUCACUCAAAUAUGCUAUUGAAUGUUUACUUUGUGAACAUAAUUUGAGUUUAUCGAACCUAUGUGGGCAAGGUUAUGAUGGGGCUAGUAAUAUGCAAGUUAGUGGGAGGCUGCGACGCAACACUCAACAAAAUACAAAUUUACAUCAUUAUGGUGUUGAACUAUUCUACACAGUCAUAGAUAUGCAACUUCAAGAGUUUAACAACUGUUUUUCUAAGGCGAAUAUCGAUUUGCUACUUUGUAUGGCUUGCUUGAAUCCAAGUAAUUCAUUUGUGGCUUUCGAUAAGGAAAAGUUGAUACGUCUAGCUAAGUUCUAUCCCUCUAAUUUUCUUGGGACAAAUAUUUUGGCACUUGACUCCCAACUGCAGAAUUACAUUUUUGAUAUGCACAGCAAUGACCUCUUUUUAGAGCUUCAAGGAGUUAGUGAACGUUUAGCUAAGUUUGUGGUCGAUAAGGAAAAGUUGAUACGUCUAGCUAAGUUCUAUCCCUUUGAUUUUUCUUGGAACAAAUAUUUUGGCACUUGA
Molecule: messenger RNA, 1104 nt
Organism: Quercus robur (English oak)
Lineage: Eukaryota; Viridiplantae; Streptophyta; Magnoliopsida; Fagales; Fagaceae
Exons: 2
Coding region: 1-1104 (367 amino acids)
Source: RefSeq, a predicted model, not a curated record